Messenger RNA from Nelumbo nucifera (sacred lotus), 3114 nucleotides. RefSeq names its product MA3 DOMAIN-CONTAINING TRANSLATION REGULATORY FACTOR 1. Gene Ontology annotation, biological process: negative regulation of DNA-templated transcription. The record is from RefSeq and is a predicted model, not a curated record. NCBI's taxonomy places the organism in Eukaryota, Viridiplantae, Streptophyta, Magnoliopsida, Proteales, Nelumbonaceae.
AACCCUCCGACGACCCUGCCCCGGCCGCCCCCCGGAGCCACUCUUUCAUUCAUUCUUCACUUCACCACUCACCACUCACCACUCACCACUCACCACCACCCCUAUUCCCCUCUCCCUUUCUGUUUCUGUCGUCUUCAAUACUCAGGGGCGAGGGCGGGAGCCACUUCUGGAUCUGCUGCUUCCUGCAAUCUAGCGUUUCUACCCGGGGUUUCUGCAACUCUACCCGCCUUUCUUCUUCUUCUUCCCUUUUCUUCUCCUUCGAUUCUGAGAUCUGAUUGCUUCUCCUGGCUUGGCUCGAGAUCCGGGCCAAGGGCAGAAGCUUUUUUUUUUCAAGAAAGAUCUCUGCAACUUCAAUGUUGGAUUAGGGUUCUUACUCACUGGUUUUAUCCACUUGAAGUGCAGAGGUUUUUCUUACUUACACUUUUCCUUUUACGCGUCGCUUCUGUACAUCUACAAGUAAAUGGCUUCAAAUGAGGGUUUUCUGACCGAUGAGCAGAGGGAAUUGUUAAGACAAGCAUCGCAGAAUGCGGAGGUUCUAUCCUCGUCACCCAAAUCCCCUUCAUCGUUACUCUCUGAACAUCAGAUAAAGAUUUCCACGGGUGGGAGAGCUCCCUCGCUUGGAUUUGCUGUCAGGCACGUGCGCAGGUCACACUCUGGAAAGCUUCCGCGCGUGAAGAAGGAUGGUGCUGGUGGCAAGGGCACGUGGGGUAAACUACUUGACACUGAUGGCGAUUCAUGUGUUGAUCGGAAUGAUCCAAACUACGACAGUGGAGAGGAACCAUAUCAUCUCAUAGGCACUACCGUCUCUGAUCCCUUCGAUGAAUAUAAGAAAGUAGUGGUUUCUAUCAUAGAGGAGUACUUCAGCACUGGUGGUGUGGAGUUAGCAGCAUCUGAUCUCAGAGAUCUAGGGUCAAGUGAGUAUCAUCAUUACUUUGUUAAGAGGCUUGUCUCCAUGGCCAUGGAUAGGCAUGAUAAGGAGAAGGAAAUGGCUUCUGUUUUGCUCUCUGCUCUCUAUGCUGACGUGAUCAGCUCAGCCCAGAUCAGCCAAGGAUUCGUAAUGCUUCUUGAAUCUGCUGAUGAUUUGGCGCUUGACAUACUUGAUGCAGUUGAUAUCCUGGCAUUGUUUAUUGCACGUGCAGUAGUUGAUGACAUCCUCCCUCCAGCAUUCCUGACCAGAGCAAAGAAAACGCUCCCAGAAACCUCAAAAGGACUUCAAGUUAUACAAACUGCUGAAAAAAGCUACCUUUCAGCUCCUCACCAUGCAGAAUUUGUGGAAAGAAGAUGGGGUGGCAGCACCCACGUCACAGUUGAGGAGGUCAAGAAAAAGAUGGCAGAUUUAUUGAGGGAAUACGUUGAGAGUGGUGAUGCUGCAGAGGCCUGCAGGUGUAUAAGAGAAUUAGGGGUGUCGUUCUUCCAUCAUGAGGUUGUUAAGAGAGCUCUAGUCCUUGCCAUGGAAAUCCAAGCAGCAGAGGUGCAUAUAUUAGAACUGUUGAAAGAAGCAGCAGAAGAGGGCCUCAUAAGUUCUAGUCAGAUGGCUAAAGGAUUUGGCCGGCUUGCUGAGAGCCUUGAUGACCUUUCUCUUGACAUCCCAUCUGCAAAAGCCUUAUUCCAGUCUAUGGUCCCAAAGGCAAUUUCUGAGGGAUGGCUAGAUCCUUCGUUUCUCAAACCAUCAGGUGAAGGUGGUAAGUUAGAAGAUGAUGACAAACGUCUGAGAGACUUCAAGGAAGAGGCUGUGACCAUCAUUCAUGAAUAUUUUCUAUCAGAUGACAUACCCGAACUCAUCAGAAGCCUUGAAGAUUUAGCAGCUCCAGAAUUCAACCCUAUUUUCCUCAAGAAGCUGAUCACCCUUGCCAUGGACAGGAAGAACAGGGAGAAAGAAAUGGCAUCCGUUCUGCUAUCAUCACUACAUACAGAGAUUUUCUCAACUGAGGACAUGGUUAAUGGGUUUGUCAUGCUUCUGGAAUCUGCGGAGGAUACAGCGUUAGACAUAUUGGAUGCCUCAAAUGAGCUAGCAUUCUUCCUGGCCAGAGCAGUAAUCGAUGAUGUCCUGGUCCCACUAAAUUUGGAUGAGAUUAGCAGCAAGCUGCCACCCAAUUGUAGUGGGAGCGAGACCGUUCACAUGGCCCGGUCACUUGUUGCUGCCCGUCAUGCAGGUGAAAGGAUCUUGAGGUGCUGGGGAGGUGGCACUGGUUGGGCGGUUGAGGAUGCCAAGGAUAAGAUAACGAAGCUUCUGGAGGAGUAUGAAAGCGGAGGUGUGGUUAGUGAAGCUUGCCAAUGCAUCCGUGACCUUGGGAUGCCAUUCUUUAACCAUGAGGUUGUGAAGAAGGCGCUGGUUAUGGCCAUGGAAAAGAAGAAUGACAGGAUGCUGGAUCUGCUGCAGGAGUGCUUCGGAGAAGGACUGAUCACCAUUAACCAGAUGACAAAAGGCUUUGUCAGGAUCAGGGAUGGGCUUGAUGAUCUGGCUCUCGACAUUCCAAAUGCAGGGGAGAAGUUUAGGUUCUAUGUGGAACAUGCCAAGAGGAACGGGUGGCUGUUGCCAUCUUUUGCAUUAUCUGGUGUGGAUGCUACUCCUUCACCUUCUUCCCCUUCUACCCUUGGUUGAGAAACCAAUGGAAAAAUGGAGAAAGUAAAAAAAUAAAAGAAAAGAAAAGCUUUCUGCUUGUUUAUCGUGUAUGUUGUUGCAUUGCAUCGUACCCCCUCUCAUGACUGUUUACUUGUAUGCCUUGGAGGUGCAUAGGAAUAGGAUGGGUGGCUUUCUUCUGAUGGUGUUUUUCUCAGUAGCCUGAUGGAGAGGUCUUUUAUGUUCUUUUAUUUGGAUUGAUCCCGCCUUCUGUAUAGAGAUUGAUCUUUGAUACCUGUUCAUGCAGGUUUAGAUUCAGUUUGCAUUGAGAUAUCAAGUAGAAGCUAUAAACAAGUUGGUCAUAAAAAAACAAGUUGGAGAAAAUGCUGUUAUAAAAUGUCAUGCCUGUUUGGUCGGUGUACUUGUUUUACAGACGCAUGGUUCACCUGGUUAACACUUUACAGUGACACUUUAUCAUAUCUGUUGUCGGUGAUGAUGACGGGGAUCGUGUUAUAAACGUUAAUAGCUUUGAAUGAUAUAUUCCUCUUGACUUC